This is a messenger RNA of Aspergillus campestris IBT 28561, 1022 nucleotides long. Its product is annotated as SEC61-beta family protein. The coding region runs from base 159 to 542 and encodes 127 amino acids. Gene Ontology annotation, biological process: intracellular protein transport. NCBI's taxonomy places the organism in Eukaryota, Fungi, Ascomycota, Eurotiomycetes, Eurotiales, Aspergillaceae. The record is from RefSeq and is a predicted model, not a curated record. The transcript has 3 exons. Gene Ontology annotation, cellular component: Sec61 translocon complex.
GCCCGUCGACUCUUCUCCCUCCAGCCAGCUGCCUCCGUGUCUUCUCUCCUAGUCCCUUUCCUUUCAAUUGCCCAUUUGCAUCUCUUCAAUUGUACUUUAUACCCUUUAAUAUCUUCCCCUUGACAACUCUAUCUGCUUUCUCUCCCCUCGAUCUCAAAAUGGCCUCCCCCCGCGCAGCCUCCCCUCUCACCUCCGGCGCCGAAUCCGGCCCCGACAACAAGGCCCCUGGCUCCGGCGCCGCCGCCGCCUCGGGUUCCAGCGUCAACCGUCCCUCGUCUCCCACUCCCCCGGGUGGUCCCCGCGCUGCGCUGCGCCGUCGCGCGGCCGCCGAUCACAAGGAGACCCUGCGCAAUGCGAGACCCAGCUCGACGCGCUCGGCUGGUGCCGGUGGCUCCUCCGGUACGAUGCUGAAGCUCUACACUGAUGAGAGCCCCGGUCUGCGUGUGGAUCCCGUCGUCGUGCUGGUUUUGAGUCUUGGGUUUAUUUUCUCGGUUGUGGGUUUGCAUGUUAUCGCGAAGAUUACCCGCAAGUUCUCUGCGUGAGCAUGAAAUGCAGCUCAUUUAUCCGAUGUCGUCUUUAUGCACUAGUCGAGCGGGCGAUGUCGAGUGAGCAGCGCGGUGUUCUAAACCGUGGCCUUGCUCCUGACAUGGCGUGGCUACUAGCUGCUACGGCAACGACAUCGGUGAAAACGUGUCUACAACCUUAAUCCUCAUACUCAUACCUUCAAUCGCAUAUACCCCCUUGGUGUCUCCUUCCCCGCCUCCGCCUUACCCCGGUGCCAUAUCCAUAUCGCGGGGCAGGGACCGUUCCUCUUGAAAUCGUUCUGUUUUAUUGUCUGCAAGUUUGGCGUUGAAAACCUGUCUGCUGAACAGGUGGGAAGAUCUGAGUUCGCUCGGGUCGUGUGGCCGGUGAUUUGCCGGCCGUGGGGAUGUCGUGCUGGGGAGCAUGGACGGACUGGAAUGGAAUGGAUUGGCUAUGUAUAAUACCAGUGCUUGCAAUGGAUGUUUAUCCUGUCUGUUUCA